Molecule: messenger RNA, 1526 nt
Organism: Astrephomene gubernaculifera
Lineage: Eukaryota; Viridiplantae; Chlorophyta; Chlorophyceae; Chlamydomonadales; Astrephomenaceae
Source: the annotation of a GenBank genome assembly
CUUAGCGCAUACAGGGACUUGUACGAGGGCGUCGAUCUGCUAACCCGGCUAGGCUUUAAAGUCUACUACGUAAUAUGAGCCAGUCGGCACAGAGCCUCAUUAGGUUGGCGUUUGGGGUCGCCAAAGGGCAGCAACACAUCCAGCAAGCGAAACGUCUGUUUGGGGCAGCAGCAGAACUUCGGCGAGGAGGGCCUGUGCCAGAUGGCCACCUAAAUUCGGACCUCAGCCCAACCGUAUGUCACAUCGGGCUAGGCAGGCGCCGGGACCUGACAUUGCGACAGGAUCUACGCUUGUGGCAGGGCGACAAGCAGCUUACGCUGGCGGAGGUCUUCAAGGGCAAGAAUGUCGUCCUCGUGGGCUUCCCAGGUGGCCCAGUCUGCGUUGAGCAGCACAUCCCCGGCUACAUCGCCCAGUCUGAGAAGCUGGGCAGCAUGGGGGUGGACAAGGUGCUGUGUGUGACGGUGGACCUGCCCGAGCAGGUGGCUGGGCUGGCUGCCAAGCUGGGCCUGGGGAGCGGCAGCAAGGUGGAGUUGCUGGCGGACCGCAAUGGAGGCGUGGUGCGGCUGCUGGGGCUGGAGAUGGGCAGCCCGGAGGCAGCGGCGGGACCCAAGUGCCAGCGAUAUGCGGGGGUGGUGGAGGACGGAGUGCUGCUGAAGCUGCGCGUCGAAUCUACGCCGGCGGAUCUCAAGGUCACGGAUGCGAAAAGCAUGAUCGAGCUGUGGAAGUGCAUUUACCCUAACGCGUGCAAAUAAGGGACAGCGCGCAGCUGUGAAUUGUAUAUUGCGUUCUGUGAGCCCGGGAUUAGUGGAAUUGGAAUGUCAUGACGGGCAGGAGAGAGUACUGCUUUUGUGAACAACAGUUUUGGACGAGCCUCUGUGUUUGGCUCCCAUGUUGACACGCCUAUGUAGAAUAGUUUUGAGGGAUUUGAACUAUGCUUAAUGCAGGCUUUAAUGUGCUACAAACUGUUAGCUGUCUUCCUUUCGACUUUUCGCAUGACUUGCCGAUAGAUCAGGCCUAGCAAGGCAGACACAUGUACGUUAGUUACAUUUGAUUUUGUGUAAAUGGAGUAGAAAUUCCUCAAUGAUACACAGCCCGAUGCUCCUGCACUUCAUACGGCUCCUACCCGUGUUAUACAUAUGCAGCUUAUGUACAUACUCAUCGCAGGCUCUAACAGAUAGGCAAAAUGCGUUUGAGACAUGGUCGGAGAAAGCAGGCUGCCGUGACAGCGACUCUUCGUGCCAGGAUUGGGCCAACAUCGGCGAGUGUGACAAAAACCCAAAAUUCAUGAAAGCGAGCUGCCCCCUGGCGUGCAAGCUUUGUCAGGCUCCUGAGAUUGAUCCGCGAAGCUAUGUAGGCGAGACCCUUGUGCUCAACUGCUCGCUGGGCCAGAUCCGCAUCCUGCCGUACUUUGACCGCGCCCCGCUGACCGCCGCGCUGGUUCUGGAGCUAGCCCACCAGCACCACCAGCAGGGGGGAGGGGGCUCCGAAACCGCGUGCAGAGGCUGUAACUUCUACCGGAAUGAGGC